AUAAUUUUGAUACCUGGUUCUAAAGUAGUCUUUUUUAACUGUGAUUUUGAGCUAAUUUACUACCUCCUACAACUGCAACUGCAUCACCGAUUCUUUGCUAAGUUCCUCGAGUUUAGUUUUAACUUGAAGUGAUAUUUUCUCUGUUCUGCUGAGAAGCUUUUUGUUCUCUAAAGAAGCUGCAUAGUCUACUUUUAAGUUUAAACUCCACAGUAGCUAGACCCUAUACCUGAUGAUAAUGUUCUUUGUUUGCAAUUUAUCAUUACGUGUAAUGUAAAAUUGCUAAUUCCGGUGACAAAAAUAAUUGGGUUUUUUGAACUUAUAACUGCUCAAAGGUUGUUUCAUGUAAUUCCUAAGUUGCACUGAAUAUCAGAGAUGACAGAAUAUGCUAUGCAGCUUCUAAAAGAGAUAUUCAGAUUGCUUAUUGUUUAACCGUGUGUUACUAAGAAAUAGAAACUAUUGCAAUGUUUUGAGCCUAUUCUGAUUGCUGCAGGAAAGAAUAGAGUAAAUGGUCUGAAGAUGGCCUCCCUUCGAUCUUCUGGAUAUGUAGACCCAGGGUGGGAGCAUGGUGUUGCUCAAGAUGACAGAAAAAAGAAGGUGAGAUGUAAUUACUGUGGCAAAGUAGUUAGCGGUGGAAUUUACAGGUUGAAGCAACAUCUUGCCCGGCUUUCUGGUGAAGUAACUUAUUGCGAUAAGGCUCCAGAAGAGGUGCGUUUAAAGAUGAGGGAUAAUUUGGAGGGGUCCCGAGUUGGUAAGAAAUCAAGACAAACUGAGUAUGAAGAACAGUCUUAUUUGAACUUCAAUGCUACUGAUGAUGUAGAGGAGGAAGAGAAUGUUGGAUAUAGGAGAAAGGGUAAGCAGUUGUCAGCAGAUAAAGAUUUGGCGUUGAACAUGACUCCACUUCGUUCAUUGGGAUAUGUUGAUCCUGGUUGGGAACAUGGUGUUCCUCAGGAUGACAGGAAGAAAAAGGUAAAAUGCAAUUACUGUGAGAAGAUUGUCAGUGGCGGUAUAAACCGGUUUAAGCAACAUCUAGCAAGGAUACCCGGUGAAGUUGCUCCUUGUAAGAAUGCUCCAGAGGAAGUAUUUCUCAAAAUAAAAGACAACAUGAAAUGGCAUCGUACAGGUAGGAGACACAGACGGCCCGAAACUAAAGAGUUAUCUACUUUUUACCUCAACUCAGAGAAUGAAGAGGAAGAAGAGCAAGAAGAGGAAGAAGGUGCAGCAUAUCCUAUGGGUAAUGAUAAAAUUGUACUUGGUGGUGACAGAAGAUUCGACAGAGAUUCGAGAACAACUUUCAGAGGAUCGUCUACUUGUAAUGGGUCUGAACCGUUGUCGAAAAGGCCAAGGUUUGAUGUCAAUGCUCUUAGGACACCCAAAAUUCAGAUGCCACUAUCCGGGAAACAAGUAAAAACAGGUUCCUCCAAGAGGUCCAGAAGAGAAGUCAUUUCUGCAAUAUGCAAAUUUUUCUAUCACGCAGGAGUGCCUUGUCAUGCAGCCAACUCCCCAUAUUUUCGUAAAAUGCUGGAGUUGGUCGGUCAGUAUGGCUCAGAUUUUGCAGGACCUUCAAGCCAUCUACUAUCUGGGCGGUUUCUACAAGAUGAGAUCUUGACCAUCAAAAACUACCUUGAGGAAUACAAGUCUUCUUGGGCAGUUACAGGGUGUUCCAUUUUGGCAGAUAGUUGGAGAGAUUUUCAGGGCAGAACAUUGAUCAAUAUUUUGGUUUCUUGCCCUCGUGGAGUAUAUUUUGUUUGUUCCGUUGAUGCAACAGGCUUAGUUGAUGAUGCAACCUAUAUAUAUAAAUUGCUUGACAAGGUGGUGGAGGAGAUGGGGGAGGAAAACGUUGUGCAGGUAAUCACUCAGAAUACACCCAGUUAUCGGGCUGCUGGUAAAAUGCUUGAAGAGAAGAGAGAACAUUUAUUUUGGACACCUUGUGCUGCCUAUUGUAUUGAUCAAAUGUUAGAGGAAUUUAUUAAAUUAAACCAGGUGCGAGACUGUAUAGAGAAAGGGCAAAAAAUUACAAAAUUCAUCUACAAUAGGAUCUGGUUAUUGAACCUUAUGAAAAAAGAAUUUACUGGAGGUGAGGAACUGUUGAGGCCGUCAGCCACUCAGUCUGCUUCAAGUUUUACUACAUUGCAAAGUUUGCUAGACCACAGGAUUGGUCUUAGAAGAAUGUUUCAAUCAAACAAAUGGAUUUCAUCUAGAUUUUCAAAAUUGGAUGAGGGUAAAGAGGUGAAAAAUAUUGUGAUGGAUUCGUCAUUUUGGAGGAAGGUACAGUUAGUUAGAAGGUCAGUAGACCCUAUAGUGGACGUACUGCAAAAGAUGAGUAGCGAUGAGAGUCUGUCAAUGCCAUUCAUCUACAAUGACUUGUACAGGGCAAAACUUGCAAUAAAAAUCAAUCAUAAUGAUGAUGCACGAAAAUAUGAACCCUUUUGGAGUGUGAUUGACAAUCACUGGAGUUCACUGUUACACCACCCACUCUAUCUGGCUGCUUACUUCCUCAAUCCUUCAUACCGCUAUCGUCCAGACUUUAUUCUGGUAGGAGAACUAUUGUCCUUCUGGAAAAAAAAAUAAAAAAAUUUAAAGAUAUAAAAAAGUUGUUUUUGUUUGAAUUUAUAGGUUUUGCUAGCAUAACAAUAAAGUGUGCA
This is a messenger RNA of Erythranthe guttata (spotted monkey flower), 2642 nucleotides long. The record is from RefSeq and is a predicted model, not a curated record. Lineage: Eukaryota; Viridiplantae; Streptophyta; Magnoliopsida; Lamiales; Phrymaceae.